GGGGCUUAACCUCGGGUCAGGAGAAAAGAAACACGAAGAAUGUCCACGGAUUUGGGCCUCACCAGCCCGAAAACCACGAGCAGCCCAUAGGAUGGAGGACGCUGCCAGUCCCCAGAACCCACCAUGGACUUUCUCCCCAAGCUCCUUGGCGUCGUGGCUGGAGUGGCGUGCGGCCUGUGCCUGGGAUGGGGCUUCCGUGGGAGGUUCCUGAGGAAGCGCAAGGCUGGAAAGGCUCCACCUGCCAACAACCUGGAGGGCGAGGCGGACGUCAUGGCGGAGUCCGGGGAGUACAAGAUGGUGCUGAUCGUCCGCAACGACCUGAAGAUGGGCAAGGGCAAAGUGGCGGCCCAGUGCGCCCACGCCGCCGUUUCUGCCUACAAGCAGGCGGAGAGAAGGAAUCCCGAGCUCCUGAAGCAGUGGGAGUGCUGCGGGCAACCCAAAAUAGUCCUCAAAGCUCCCGACGAGGAGGCUCUGGCCCAGCUUCUGGCUGAGGCGAAGCGCCUGGGACUGACUGUGAGUUUGAUCCAGGAUGCUGGGCUUACUCAGAUAGCUCCAGGCUCCAGGACCGUCCUGGGGAUCGGGCCAGGGCCAGCUGAUGUCAUAGAUGAAGUCUCUGGUCACCUUAAACUCUUCUAAACUAGGACCACAAAAGUCGAUCUAUGUCAGUACUGAAGGGUUACGGUCCCAGUUUGGGCGUUUUUCCAUGUGCUCUCCCAGUUCCAAUAAAAUAAGCAAGUUUUUGUAAGGUUUAAGUUUGUAAA
Molecule: messenger RNA, 761 nt
Organism: Empidonax traillii (willow flycatcher)
Lineage: Eukaryota; Metazoa; Chordata; Aves; Passeriformes; Tyrannidae
Gene: PTRH2
Product: peptidyl-tRNA hydrolase 2
Exons: 2
Coding region: 124-636 (170 amino acids)
Biological process (GO): negative regulation of anoikis; positive regulation of anoikis
Cellular component (GO): mitochondrion; cytosol
Molecular function (GO): peptidyl-tRNA hydrolase activity
Source: RefSeq, a predicted model, not a curated record